CUAACUAUCAAAGAGCUUAUAAACGCAGGAAGGAUUGGCACGCAGCUGCUGAGCCUAGUGGGAAACAGACCUCAGUAAGAGAAAUUCAGAGUCUAUCAUGGCAGGGAAGCCCAAGCUUCACUACUUUAAUGGACGUGGCAGAAUGGAGUCCAUCCGGUGGCUCCUGGCUUCAGCCGGAGUAGAGUUUGAAGAGAAAUUUAUAGAAACUCCAGAAGACUUGGAUAAGUUAAAGAAUGAUGGAAGUUUGAUGUUCCAGCAAGUGCCAAUGGUUGAAAUUGAUGGAAUGAAGAUGGUCCAGACCAGAGCCAUUCUCAACUACAUUGCCACCAAAUACAACCUCUAUGGGAAAGACAUAAAGGAGAGAGCUCUGAUAGAUAUGUACACAGAAGGUAUGGCAGAUUUGAAUGAAAUGAUCCUCGUUUUGCCUCUGUGUCCACCUGAUCAGAAAGAAGCCAAGAUUGCCCAGAUCAAAGAGAAAGUAACAGAUCGUUAUCUCCCCGUGUUUGAAAAAGUGUUAAAGAGCCACGGACAAGACUACCUUGUUGGCAACAGGCUGAGCAGGGCUGACAUUCACCUGGUUGAACUUCUGUACUAUGUGGAAGAGCUUGACCCCAGCCUUAUGGCCAACUUCCCUCUGCUGAAGGCCCUGAAGACCAGAAUCAGCAAUCUCCCUCCCGUGAAGAAGUUUCUGCAGCCUGGCAGCCAGAGGAAGCCUCCUAUCAGUGAGGAAGAUUUAGAAAAAGCAAGGAAGAUUUUCAGGAUUAAAUGAAGCAGGCAUGGAUGGCCAGCACUUGCAUCUGGGGCUUCCAACAACGACGUGCGUUACCUGAUGUAAGAUGCUGAUGAUUGUGAGGCUAGUAAAGUUUUCAAAAGUAUAUAAUUUCAUCUACAUGAAGAUUUGCAAAGCAAUUUAUUUUGU
This is a messenger RNA of Lynx canadensis (Canada lynx), 919 nucleotides long. Its product is annotated as glutathione S-transferase A2. Gene Ontology annotation, biological process: glutathione metabolic process; xenobiotic metabolic process. The coding region runs from base 98 to 769 and encodes 223 amino acids. Gene Ontology annotation, cellular component: extracellular exosome; cytosol. The transcript has 7 exons. NCBI's taxonomy places the organism in Eukaryota, Metazoa, Chordata, Mammalia, Carnivora, Felidae. The record is from RefSeq and is a predicted model, not a curated record. Gene Ontology annotation, molecular function: glutathione transferase activity.